This is a messenger RNA of Vanrija pseudolonga, 888 nucleotides long. RefSeq lists its product as uncharacterized. Lineage: Eukaryota; Fungi; Basidiomycota; Tremellomycetes; Trichosporonales; Trichosporonaceae. The record is from RefSeq and is a predicted model, not a curated record. The transcript has a single exon. The coding region runs from base 1 to 888 and encodes 295 amino acids. Gene Ontology annotation, molecular function: L-ascorbic acid binding; protein binding; oxidoreductase activity, acting on paired donors, with incorporation or reduction of molecular oxygen.
AUGACAUUACCACCAACAGCGCCAUCACAGCCGGCGCUCAACCGCAUCGCCCUGCCGCCAGGCGAGGCGGGCACGUCGCUCCCCGAGUCCGAGUCGUUCGUCGACAGCAUCGACGCGCUCCUCACGCCCGACGAGUGUGCGGACAUCUUGCGCCCACACACCGAGUUUGGCCCAGUGCCGGGCACGCACUCGAAGCGGACGCGCGUGUCGUUUGACGACGAGGCGCUCGCCGAGCUGCUCUGGACGCGCAUCUUGCCGUUCUACGCCGACCUGGUCGUCGUGGACGAGUAUGGCGCGCGCUGGACGCCAGAGCACCUCAACCCGCGCUUCCGGCUCGCGCGGUACGGCGUCGGCGGGCUCUUCACGCCCCACUUUGACGGCCGCCGCAUGGCCAGCGUCGACAGCCAGGGCUUCAUGACCAUCAACAUCUACCUCAACACGCUUGCGCCGGACGCGGGCGGCGCGACGCGCUACCUCAGCCACGAGGGCCGCGAGAUCCUCGUCACGCAGCCCGAGAUUGGCUGCGCGGCCGCGUUCCGCGACUCGCUGCUGCACGAAGGCGCCGAGGUGCUCGCGGGCGAAAAGUACCUGUUACGCACGGACGUCAUGUUCUCGCGCGCCGACGGGCCGUUUGACUUUGCGAGCGCGUUCGGCCACCUAAGCAAGAAGGAGAAGGGCGCAGCGGCGCUCAAGAUCGCAGUCGCGGUCGAGAACGCCAGCAACCUCGACGCAGCGGUAGAGUACUACCGCAAGGCGUUCCGCCUCGACCCCGCCCUCGAGGAGCGGGCCGACACGCGGGGGAUCAAGCGGGACGACGAGGGCGUGUGCAUGAGGGACGAUCGGGGGUUCUACAAGCGGGACGACGAGGGGCAGAUCCUAGACAUGUAG